GAAGGUUAAGAACAUUUAAACAGUGUGUUAAAACAUAAACCGUUGAAAAAUAACAACUCAGUUGAAAGAAAGUCUGCGUAGUAGCAACAGCCUGUGUAUAAGACGAAAGCGUUUUUUUUUAGUAAUCCAAUAUCAAAUUGUUUUUUAUGAAGAUAUAAAACGAAACGUCAAUACUACGUUACAGAUACGAAGCACACAAAUAUAUAUCUAAAUUUUUUUUUAAAAAAGGUUAUAUAAUAUAUAUAGUGAUAUAGUUACGAAAAGAAAACAUAUUUAUCAAUGUGAUCAUGGAAGCACCGGAUAUCCGAUUAUUCCGUGGGGACCAGUACAUACAAAUUUCCGUACGCCAUGCGCGCACACAUAUUGAUGAUGGCAAAGCCCAAUUUACCGACUACGAAAUCGAACUCAAGACCAAUCAUAUUGCUUUCACUAUAAAAAAUUCGAAAGUACGUCGAAGGUACUCUGAUUUUGUUUGGUUACGAAAUCGUCUCAUAAAAGAUACUAUGACCUCGGAUCCACCAACAUUGCCAGGUCGUCGUCUCUUUGGAAGAUUUAACAAAGACUUUAUCAAACAGCGACAAAAGAAAUUGCAAGAAUUUUUAUUUGGGUUGGUUCAAAACAAUGUUUAUCUAUCCCAUGCUGCAUUGCACCUUUUUCUCCAAAGUAAACUAAGCGCGGAAGAAAUCGACACGUACCUCGAUUCAAACAUAGAAGAAGAUGCAGCCGAAACUAUACUCGCUGAAUCGGAGUGCAAAGCAAGAUUGGGAGGUUUGAUAACAAGAGAACGUGUUGGAUCCAAACACGACAGUGGCUUUUCUGGCGACUACGACGACCCGGAUUGGUUGUUAGAUAUUCACGUGGACAGGAGUGAUGGCACUGGCAUGCAUGAAAAUCACAAGGAAGGGGAGUUAGAUUUUAUGAAUAAUAACGAUGGAAAAAAUAAUAUCGAUGAUGAUGACAUUUUCAACGAUGGACACGCAGCUGACAUUGAAAGCGAGUUAGAUGAGUUUGAGAACGAGUUAGAAGAAGUGAAAAGUGACAAUGAAGAGGACACAAAGUUGCAAAAACAAAUGAAAGACUUAAGAAUUUCAAAUUUACCUGCGGCUACGCCGGAACAUUUAACAGAAGACAGAUUUGAAAGCUCGGUUGAGUAUUUAUUAUCGAAUUCCUCCGACUCGGACACGAGUAGUAAACGGAGCACACGAAGCAGCACGAAAGGAAGCACGAGUGACGUCAAAACACGAGGGAGCUCGCAAGAAAAUGUUCUCAGUGCCGCGACUCCAAAGCGACAUAAGAAGAGGAGAUACUCCAGACAGUGGAGCUCUGCGAGAAAAUCCUUAUUUAAUUCUAAUGUAUCAUUGCCAGAGUUCCACUCAACUGAUACAAGUGACGCUCCGACGUUACCACGGGAACCGUUGCGCCGGAGUAAAUCAUUUUAUGAUUACAACAGUAAAAGUAAAAUAUCACCUCAGAAAAGACGUCAAUCGGAAACAUUUCACAAACAAUCUUCCUAUAAUAGCGACUGUCGAAGUCCGCCGCGAUACGGUAGUCAAGAAUUCCAACGUAAUAGUUACCGCCGAUUAAGAAGAACGCCGUCGUUUAUGUCGUCAACGGAAAAACAACCCGUUAAAAGAAAGAUCAGUUUAAAUGAAUAUAUAAUCGUCGGGAGAACACCUUUAAUUAGCGUGACUACAAAAACCGAGAAAGAGUUCAAAACUUCUCUUUAAGUUGUUAUGUCACGUUUACUGGGGAUGAGUUGGUAAAAUGCAACGCUCUCUCCGUAAACAACUCAAUUUCAGUCCUCUUGACCGAAAAUUAAUUUUUUACUUAAUUUCCAUGGGUCAACUUGUAAAUACCUGGGAAUUAUGAAAUGUGAAUUUGGGAAAUUCUAAAAAAAAUUUGGCAAAACGACUUGGAAAGGGAGCUUUAUUCUAUUUUAUAGUUUUUUGAGAUUUUUAAUUUAAUGUGCCGGCGAUAUAAAUUAUUUAUCGAUUAAAACAAAAUCGUUUGGCUUAAAGUAAACAAACAAACCAAGAAAAAAAAAUUAAACUGAAAAAGAUAUAAUGUAAUGGAACAUAUAUUAUUGCCUUCAGUAUAUACGAUGAAUAAAAAAAACAACGGAUUAAAAGAAAGCAAAGUACAUAUUUACGCAGAGGAUGAUAAAAGAAUCCGAAUUGUUGAUUUUGUCAGAGAGUAUAUUGUUUACACUAACAAGCCAAAUAAGUUUUUUAAGCUAAGUCAUGAAAGCGAUAUUAGGAUAAUAAAGAGAUUUUAUAUAUAUGUUAUUUGCACAAAGGGGAGAGUUACUGCUUGACAUGUUGACGUAAGGGAAGAUUUGAAUAUUUAUAUUACCUUCUUUUAACAGCUGGACUGUUUUUUAGAAGGCUGGGUAUACAAAAUGUAAUCUUCUCUUGUGUUUAUACAAAUGUCACGCAAAACAUUCCGUCCUAACUGCGAACUGUUUUUUACUAACAUCAUUGUCUCUUUCACUUGUUUUUAUUUCUUUCCAUACUAAUAUUUUUAAGCCAGGCACAUUUUUAGCUGGUUGUUUUUUUUAAUGAUUUUUAGAUUAUCUCAUCAACUAAAUGUUAAUAAUUUAUUUUGAUUUUUCCGGAUAUCUUAUUAAGACUUAAAAAAAAGCGCGAAAUGCUGUGAAGAAAAUUAAAAUAUCUUAAUGAGACAUUAUUUUUUGUUGUGGCCAUAAGAUGUGACAAGUUCUGUAAAAGUUCUCAAAGUCAACUUUUAAAGUGAAAAUUACGAUGCUUGAGUUUCCAUUUUUAUAUUUCACAUACCAAAUAUGGUAAAAUUAUUGUGCCUCGAUUAAUAACUUUACUUUUUUUUAACAUAUUUAAUUUUUUUAAACUUUAAAUUCCAGCUACUUUAAAAAAAAAGCACAAGGAAUUUUUUAGGACUUUAAUGUCUAAGUUUUAUUAUUUUUGUAAACUUUUAUUUUUAGCGAUAAUAUAUUUUUAUUUUAUACUCUGUACAAAAAUAAUAGGUAAACGAAAACUGUAUUUACACACACGAAAUAUAUCCAACGGAAACAA
Hydractinia symbiolongicarpus is the source of this 3047-nucleotide messenger RNA. RefSeq lists its product as uncharacterized. Gene Ontology annotation, biological process: intracellular protein transport. The record is from RefSeq and is a predicted model, not a curated record. Gene Ontology annotation, molecular function: phosphatidylinositol binding. The transcript has 5 exons. Lineage: Eukaryota; Metazoa; Cnidaria; Hydrozoa; Anthoathecata; Hydractiniidae. Bases 288 to 1727 code for a protein of 479 amino acids.